AUGAAUUUUAAAAAAAAUAAAAGACAAGACAAAAAAAUGCAAACUGAUUUGGUUGAGAGAAUGGAAAUAGUGAAGUCGAGGUUCAAGAGGGUUUGUGUGUUCUGUGGAAGCAGCAGCGGAAACAGAGAUUGUUACAGAGACGCCGCUAUUGAUCUAGCUCAAGAGCUGGUUGCGAGGAGACUGAAUCUUGUCUAUGGAGGAGGAAGCAUUGGUCUCAUGGGUUUGGUCUCACAAGCUGUUCAUGAAGCUGGAGGACAUGUACUAGGGAUCAUACCAAGGACUCUUAUGGACAAAGAGAUCACCGGAGAAACAUUUGGUGAGGUAAGAGCUGUGGCUGAUAUGCAUCAGAGAAAAGCUGAAAUGGCAAGCCACUCCGAUUGCUUCAUCGCAUUACCAGGUGGGUAUGGAACACUGGAGGAGUUAUUGGAAGUAAUAACGUGGGCACAACUUGGAAUCCACGACAAGCCUGUGGGUUUGUUAAAUGUGGAUGGUUAUUACAAUUACCUCCUCACUUUCAUAGAUAAAGCCGUUGAUGAUGGCUUUAUCAAGCCAUCUCAGCGUCACAUCUUUGUCUCUGCCCCUAAUGCCAAAGAGCUUGUCCAAAAACUUGAGGCAUAUGAGCCUGUGAGUGAUGGAGUCAUAGCAAAAUCUAAGUGGGAGGCUGGGAAGAAAGUGCAACAACAAGUAACUGAGAUUGCUCUUUAG
This is a messenger RNA of Thlaspi arvense, 705 nucleotides long. The record is from the annotation of a GenBank genome assembly. NCBI's taxonomy places the organism in Eukaryota, Viridiplantae, Streptophyta, Magnoliopsida, Brassicales, Brassicaceae.